AAGACAUUGAUAUCCUCUUUUAUCCUAUGUUCCUUUUGUUGCAUGGAGGACUCAAAUUUUAGCCUAUUUUCAAGUCAAAGGUUUUAACAUUAAAUUAAUCUAAUUCAAUAUAUUUAGGUUUAACUACUGCAAUAAUAAAAAGCCGACAGUAUCUUUAUGUUUAUAUAAUAAUAUCAAACUUGAAAACUUUCUUUCGAACAUAUUUUAUGAAUAAGAGCACUGGUGUGAUGGCAGCAAUGACAGCAUUAUGAAGAGCAUCUGCAAGUAUAAAAAGUAGGGUUAAAUGGCUCAGCGAAAAAUAAGUGUAGCAAAACAAAAGAUGAGUGAGGCAGAGGCAGAGCAGCUGCUACUUGUGGAUUGGCUUCCAAGUCCAUUUGCUGCUAGGGUUCGAAUAGCCUUAGCAGAGAAAGGAUUAAAAUAUGAGUCUAAAGAAGAAAAUUUUCCAAACAAAAGCGAUCUUCUUCUCCAAAUGAACCCUGUUCAUAAGCUACUCCCAGUCUUAAUCCAUAAUGGAAAACCCAUUUGCGAAUCAUUGAUUAUAGUCCAAUAUAUCGAUGAGGUUUGGAACCAUGAGCCUAAAUUGUUGCCUUCUGAUCCUUACCAGCGAGCACACGCCAGGUUCUGGGCUGAUUAUAUCGAGAAGAAGAUUCACCAAAAUACGAGGAGAAUGGUGUGGGCGUCUGAAAAUGAAGUCAAAGAAGCAUCAAAGAAGGAGGUAAUUGAAGGCCUUAAAAUUUUGGAAGGAGAAAUUGGAGAAAAGCCAUACUUUGGAGGUGAAAGGUUUGGUUACGUAGAUUUGGUACUUAUCCCCAUCCAUAGCUCAAUUUACACAUUGGAGAUGAUGGCAAACUUGAGCUUGGAAGUCGAGUGCCCUAAGCUUAUGAAAUGGGCUAAAAAGUGUAUGCAAAAGGAGAGUGUGUCUAAGUCUUUAUGUGACCAGCUCAAGCUUUAUGAAACUCUUUUGGAGUUGAGGAAGAAAUUGGGAAUUGAUCAAUAAAUUGAUCUAAGAGGAACUUAAAACAACAAUAUUGAAGCCAGAUUUGUAAUAAUUUAACAUUUUUGCUUGUUUUUUGUAAUUUUUUUAAUGUACACUGUCCUCAGUAUCUUCCCCAUAUGGCUUUGCAUUAAUAAUA
This is a messenger RNA of Jatropha curcas, 1133 nucleotides long. RefSeq names its product putative glutathione S-transferase parC. Gene Ontology annotation, cellular component: cytoplasm. NCBI's taxonomy places the organism in Eukaryota, Viridiplantae, Streptophyta, Magnoliopsida, Malpighiales, Euphorbiaceae. Gene Ontology annotation, biological process: glutathione metabolic process. Gene Ontology annotation, molecular function: glutathione transferase activity. The record is from RefSeq and is a predicted model, not a curated record.